Messenger RNA from Cinclus cinclus, 1854 nucleotides. It is a transcript of the gene GRHL1, whose product is annotated as grainyhead like transcription factor 1. Gene Ontology annotation, cellular component: nucleus. The coding region runs from base 1 to 1854 and encodes 617 amino acids. The transcript has 16 exons. Gene Ontology annotation, molecular function: DNA-binding transcription activator activity, RNA polymerase II-specific; RNA polymerase II cis-regulatory region sequence-specific DNA binding. Gene Ontology annotation, biological process: regulation of transcription by RNA polymerase II. Lineage: Eukaryota; Metazoa; Chordata; Aves; Passeriformes; Cinclidae. The record is from RefSeq and is a predicted model, not a curated record.
AUGACACAGGACUACGACAAUAAAAGACCCGUGUUGGUUCUUCAGAAUGACUCUCUCUACUCUCAAAGACGUCCUUACACCAAUGAAGAUGAGGCCUGGAAGACUUUUCUUGAAAAUCCCCUCACAGCAGCUACCAAAGCUAUGAUGAGCAUCAAUGGGGACGAAGACAGUGCAGCUGCCCUUGGACUGCUGUAUGAUUACUACAAGGUUCCAAGGGAGAGGAGAUCUUCAACAGCUAAGCCUGAGGUAGAACAUCCUGAACAAGACCAUAGCAAAAGGAACAGCAUCCCAAACGUUUCAGAACAGUCGCUCAUUUCUGCUGGAGAAAACAGAGUCCAGGUUCUGAAAAAUGUGCCUUUCAAUAUUGUCCUUCCACAUACCCCCCAGAUGGGCAUGGACAAACGAGGCCACCUCACAACCCCUGACACAACGGUCACCGUUUCCAUCGCCACGAUGCCCACCCAUUCCAUCAAAACAGAGACGCAGCCCCAUGGCUUUGCCGUGGGCAUCCCCCCAAGCGUGUACCACCCCGAGCCGCCCGAGCGGGUCGUGGUCUUCGACAGGAACCUCAAUCCCGACCAGUUCAGUUCCAACACCCAGCCUCAAAACUCCCAGAGGCGAACGCCAGACUCCACCUUCUCGGAGACUUUCAAAGAGGGUGUGCAAGAGGUUUUCUUUCCUACUGAACUGAAUCUCCGAAUGGCCAAUAUGAAUUCAGAAGAUUAUGUUUUUGACAGCAUUUCUGGGAAUAAUUUUGAAUACACUCUGGAAGCCUCCAAGUCCCUCCGACAGAAGCCUGGGGACAGCACAAUGACUUACCUGAAUAAAGGUCAAUUUUACCCAAUCACGCUGAAAGAAGUCAGCAGCACUGAAGGAAUCCAUCACCCCAUCAGUAAAGUCCGAAGUGUCAUUAUGGUUGUGUUUGCCGAAGACAAAACAAGGGAAGAUCAGCUCAGGCACUGGAAAUACUGGCACUCAAGACAGCACACAGCCAAACAAAGAUGCAUUGACAUAGCUGACUAUAAGGAGAGCUUCAACACCAUCAGCAACAUUGAGGAGAUCGCAUACAAUGCCAUAUCCUUCACCUGGGACAUCAACGAGGAAGCAAAGGUUUUCAUUUCUGUGAACUGCCUCAGCACAGAUUUUUCCUCUCAGAAGGGAGUUAAAGGUCUGCCCCUAAAUCUUCAGAUUGACACUUACAGCUACAAUAACAGGAGUAACAAACCUGUCCACAGAGCCUACUGCCAAAUUAAAGUCUUCUGUGACAAGGGAGCAGAGAGGAAGAUCAGGGAUGAAGAGCGAAAGCAAAGCAAAAGAAAAGUUUCUGAUGUCAAAGUGCCCAUGCUUCCCUCACACAAGCGUACUGACAUCACCAUCUUCAAGCCCUUCAUGGACCUGGACACUCAGCCUGUCCUGUUCAUCCCUGAUGUUCACUUUGCAAAUCUGCAGCGUGGGGCUCAUGUCCUUCCUGUUGCUUCAGAAGAACUAGAGGGUGAAAGCUCCAACCUGAAGAGAGGAGCUUAUAUUGGUGAAGAGGACUUUAUUGCUACUCCAAAUAAGAUGGCCAGAAUAGAAGAGCCAAAAAGAGUGCUUCUGUAUGUCCGAAAAGAGUCAGAGGAAGUCUUUGAUGCAUUGAUGUUAAAGACACCAUCUCUGAAAGGCCUAAUGGAAGCGAUAUCUGACAAGUACGAUGUUCCUUUUGAUAAAAUAGGGAAAAUAUUCAAAAAAUGUAAAAAAGGAAUUCUGGUCAACAUGGAUGAUAACAUUGUGAAGCACUAUUCUAAUGAAGAUACCUUCCAGCUGCAGAUUGAAGAGGUUGGAGGAUCUUACAAGCUCACUCUGACUGAGAUCUAA